Candoia aspera is the source of this 2831-nucleotide messenger RNA. RefSeq names its product NIMA related kinase 5 (gene NEK5). NCBI's taxonomy places the organism in Eukaryota, Metazoa, Chordata, Lepidosauria, Squamata, Candoiidae. The record is from RefSeq and is a predicted model, not a curated record. Bases 7 to 2427 code for a protein of 806 amino acids. The transcript is spliced from 22 exons. Gene Ontology annotation, molecular function: ATP binding; protein kinase activity. Gene Ontology annotation, biological process: protein phosphorylation.
AGAACCAUGGAUAAUUAUGUAAUAAUUAAAAUGAUUGGAGAAGGAUCAUUUGGCAAAAUAUUCUUAGCCAGAAAAAAAGAGGAUAAUCAACAAUGUGUUAUCAAGGAGAUCAAUUUAACCAAGAUGCCAAGGAAGGAAAAAGAAUCAUCUCAAAAAGAAGCAACUCUUCUAGCCAAGAUGAAGCAUCCCAAUAUAGUAGCCUUCUAUGCUUCCCUUCAAGAGAAAAAUAAGUUAUAUAUUAUGAUGGAAUAUUGUGAUGGAGGUGACCUAAUGAAGAGAAUAAAUAUGCAACAUGGAGUGCUGCUUGAUGAGGAUAAGAUCUUGGGUUGGUUUGUGCAAAUUGCCUUAGGCCUGAAGCAUAUACAUGACAGGAAGAUUCUGCACAGAGACAUAAAAACACAGAACAUUUUUCUUAGCAAUAAUGGAAUAACAGCAAAACUGGGAGAUUUUGGGAUUGCAAGGAUGUUAAGCAACACGAUGGAAUUUGCUAGUACCUGUGUAGGAACACCGUAUUACCUAUCACCUGAAAUCUGUGAAAAUAAGCCAUAUAAUAAUAAAACAGAUAUAUGGUCUCUUGGCUGUGUAUUAUAUGAGUUGUGUACUUUAAAGCAUCCUUUUGAAGGAAACAAUUUGCCCCAACUUAUAAUGAAGAUCUGCAGAGGCCAUUUCAUUCCUGUGUCUACAAAGUACUCAUCUGAUCUGAGAUUGUUACUAUCCCAGUUGUUUAGAACAUCUCCAAGAGAUCGUCCUUCUAUUAACUCUAUUUUAAAAAAAAACUUUUUGGAGAAGCAGAUAAAGAAUUAUUUGCCACCUGAGAUCAUGGAGGCAGAAUUCAGUCAUACUGUUAUUCACAGGAAAAAAUCUUUAGCUUCACUAUCAUCAGCUCCUAAAGUUCAAAAACGAAGACUCCAUGGUCAUUGUUCUCCAAAAAUCAAGAUGGAAAUGCUUCCUAGAAAAGAAUUAUUGUAUAAAAAUGAAUGCUAUUCUCCAAGGAUUCAGGAUCCAAUUAUUAAGCCCUUGGGUCCUGCGUUUAAAAUAUGUGGGAAAUCAGAGGUCAUUAGAAUGUGUGGACAUUAUGACCAUUAUUACGUAAAGCUGGCAAACUUGCAGAAGAGAUCUUUAGUCCAAGAUGAUGAUCCUUGUAUUGGUCAGAGAAUGGAAGAGUAUUAUAAGCAGAAAGGACAAGAACCACCUCCUCCUCCACCUCACGGGCCUUCAGAGUAUCUUCAGAGACGAUUCAAUGCCCAGCAAAACAAGUUAAAAGUAGAGAAGCAACUGGGGCUACGACCAUCUUCUACUGACUUUUGUCAGCUGCAGAAUCAAGAAACGAAGGAACAACAGCUCAAAGCCUAUAAAAAUGCUCUUGCUCAAAAAAAUGAAAUGAAACAACAGGAAUACCUGGAACAGCUGCAUGAAAUUCGCCAACAGUACCAGAGUGAAGUAAAUGAAAUUCGUAUUAAAGCAGAAGCACUCAAGGAAAAUAAAAACAUAAAGGACAAAACCUAUAUUGUGAAACAGGGAAAGAGUGAGGACCAGUCUGCUCCUGAUAUUAAUCAUGGAGAAAGAAAUGAACCAGGCCAGGACAUGGAACAAAACUUGAAACAAAUUGGACUGCAGAGUUGGCUGGAGAAGAAUAUCCAAGAAGUAAAACAGAAAGCAAAGGGAGGUAUAAAGUUUCAGAUUGAUCUAAGGGGUGAUGCAGCAGAUGAGAAAAACAUUCAGGAAGAGAAUGAGCAGCAUGAUAAACUUAACGAAACACUGACUUUUGAAAAUGGAGAAAACCUUAAGAAAAAACUGGCAAACUGUGAGGAGGAAUUAUGGCACUGGAAGAUGGAGAUUGACAAUGAAGACAAUGUAAUAAAAGACAGAAAACACUGGCAAACUUCAACUCCACGGACACUGCUGAAUCUCUUAGAAAAUGCAGAUAUCACUUCUGUAUGCACUACAAUGGAUGAAGUGGGCCAGGUAAACGAAAUACAUUCCGAGUUCCCUGAAACCAGAAAAAAAUGGAGCCCCAAAUUACCUAAGACUCUAAUGAACAUGUUAGCAGAAGCAGAAUGCUCCAGUGACACCUUGUGCCAAGUUGAACAACCUAAUGACACAAUAAAUCAUUGGACUCUGGAAUCUAUUAAAGAUGCACCAAAAGUGAGUUCUGCUGCUAACACAGAUGAAGGUAAACUUGAUCCAAGAUCUGAUGACGACGACGACACAAACUUUGAAGAAUCUGAAGAUGAACUGAGGGAUGAACUAGUGGAAUCUUUGGAAAACGUGGUAACUUCUCUAGAGGAGGAGAUUUUAAAAGGUCCCAUUGAAUCGGCAAACACAGAACAGCAGGAACAAAGUAUAGCCAAUAGCAAACUUAGCAAGUCUAGAGAAAGUCUGGAAGACAAUGACUUGACUGGAGAAAAACAAGGUGCAAUCAGUUAAGACAUUACUGGGCAAUAAAUACUUAAAAAUUAAUGAUAACCAAUUGUAUGCAUGUUAAGAACCAAGAGUUUAGAAAGUGGGUGCUUAAUUUUUUCCUUGCAAAUUUUACACAGUAGGCUAGUAUACUAAAGUAAAAAUCUCUAGAGCUGGAAUUCUUCUCUGCCCUAUGUUGUAUAUAUCUCUUUGCCAUUAAUAAGCAGUCAGUGUAGAUACUUUCAAGGGUGCACCCCAAUAACCAAAUUUUUAACACCUAUAAAUAUAGAGCUUCACUAUUCACCAUGUAUCAUUUUUCUGUCUUAACCUAGAUCUAAUUCUUGGUAAGAUGGUAAGCCUGGAUCCAGACUGGACUAAUUAUGAUGAGGGAGCUUAAAUAGUUGAUUGCUCCAAUGGGAAAAAAAAUCUCA